Messenger RNA from Candidula unifasciata, 6131 nucleotides. The record is from the annotation of a GenBank genome assembly. Lineage: Eukaryota; Metazoa; Mollusca; Gastropoda; Stylommatophora; Geomitridae.
GUGAACUACCUGCAGCAUGCACACUAUAUGACUACUUCUAUGAUGGAGAGCAGAAAAAGUGGAUCCCCUGGUCAAAGUUGGUGCCAAAGUACGUGCACAAUCCUGACCUUAGGUUUUAUGAAAUCCUGGUACCAACAGUUGAUACAGUCAGAGCAACAUGGUUGUUGGGACUGAUGGUCCAAAUAAAACGGCCAGUUGUUCUUGUUGGUGAAACUGGGACAUCCAAGACAGCUACUAUUGCAAACUUUCUGCGAACUUUGAACCAAGAGCAACAUCUGCUGCUGAACAUGAACUUCUCUUCCCGAACCACAUCUAUGGACAUCCAGCGUAACAUUGAGUCUAACCUUGAGAAGAGAACCAAGGACACAUACGGACCUCCACCUGGCAAACGGCUCAUUAUUUUCAUUGAUGACAUGAACAUGCCCCAAGUGGAUACUUAUGGAACCCAACAGCCCAUUGCACUGCUGAAGCUUCUCCUUGAGCGUGGAGGCAUGUAUGACCGAGGCAAAGAUCUCAACUGGAAGAACAUGAAAGACAUGGGUUAUAUUGCAGCCAUGGGGAAGGCUGGUGGUGGCCGCAAUGAAACAGAUCCUCGCUUCAUCUCACUUUUCUCUGUUUUCAACAUGAUAUUCCCUGAUGGAGAAUCACUCAUCCAGAUCUAUAACUCAAUCCUUGAAGGUCACCUGCAGCCAUUUACAAAAGAACUUCAAGAUUUGUCAUCCAUUGUCACAGACAUGACUAUGAACCUUUACAGCCAUGUUGUGAAGGAGCUGCCACCCACGCCAUCAAAGUUUCAUUAUAUUUUCAACUUGCGAGAUCUGUCUCGGAUCUACAAUGGUCUCUGCCUCUCCACUCCAGACCGAUUCUCAAAAGUUGAACAGUUCUUGAGGCUUUGGAGAAAUGAAUGCUUCAGGAUCAUCAGUGACAGACUAAUCAGUGAUGAGGACAAGGCUGUGAUUACAAAAAAGCUGUCAGCCUUGUUAGAGGAGAACUUCAAGCCCCACAUAGACUACGUGUGUAGAGAACCCAUGUUGUUUGGGGACUUCCGCACAGCUCUGGAUGAGGGAGAACCACGACUGUAUGAGGACAUCCAGGAUUAUGAAGCAGCACAAGCUCUUUUUCAAGAGAUUUUGGAAGAUUAUAAUUCCAUCAAGACACCCAUGAAUCUUGUCUUGUUUGACGAUGCAUUGGAGCACUUGUGUCGUGUACAUCGAGUGCUACGUAUGGACAGAGGGCAUGCCUUGUUAGUCGGAGUUGGAGGCAGUGGAAAGCAGAGCUUAUGUCGAUUAGCAUCAUAUGCCGCAGGCUGCCAGGUUUUUGAAAUUACUUUAAUUAGAGGCUACAAUGAGAACUCCUUCAGAGAAGAUUUGAGAAGCCUGUACAAUAAACUUGGCAUGGAGAACCACAAAGUUUCCUUCAUGUUCACAGACCAGCAUGUUGUAGAAGAAGGAUUCCUGGAGUUAAUCAACAAUAUGCUGACCUCAGGCAUGGUCCCAGCUCUGUAUGCUGAUGAUGAGAAAGAAAUUAUUAUUGGACAGCUGAGAGAUGAGGCAGUGAAAGCAGGUGUGGGACAUGCAAGAGAGAGCAUCUGGCAAUACUUCAUCAACAAAUGUGCCAACAAUCUUCAUAUUGUCCUGGCCAUGUCUCCAGUUGGUGACAUGUUGAGAACUCGCUGCAGGAACUUCCCUGGAAUGGUGAACAAUGCCAGCAUUGACUGGUUCUUCCCUUGGCCAGAACAAGCCCUGUAUGCAGUUGCCAGUGUCUUCAUCUCACCAGAGAACCCACUGAUCCCUGUCAACAAAAGAGAAGACAUUGUAACCCAUAUUGUGAUGGUGCACCAGUCUAUUGGUGUUUACAGCAUUAAGUUCUCACAGCGGCUCCGCAGAAAUAAUUAUGUCACACCCAAGAACUACCUUGACUUCAUUAACACAUACCUGAAGCUCUUGAAUGAUCAGGACAAGUUUAUUUUGGCACAGUGUGAAAGGCUGCAAGGAGGUUUACAAAAAAUUGCUGAUGCCAGCGAGAUGUUGGUUGUGCUUAAUGAGAAGCUAGCAGUUCAGAAAGUUGCUGUCACAGAGAAAACCAGAGCUUGUGAGGCCCUGCUGGCUGAGAUUGCUGCAGGCACUAAAACUGCUACAGAGAAAAAGGCAUUUGCUGAAGCUAAAGGACAGGAGAUUGCUGAACAGAGCAAAGUCAUCGAAACAGAAAAGAAAGAAGCAGAAGACACCCUUGCAGAAGCUCUGCCAGCACUGGAGGCUGCCAGACUUGCUUUGGACGACCUUGAUAGAAAUGAUGUCACUGAAAUCAGAUCAUUUGCCAAACCACCAAGGGAAGUACAGACAGUCUGUGAGUGCAUUGUGGUCAUGAAGGGGGUUCGUGAAGUAUCAUGGAAAACUGCCAAAGGAUUAAUGUCUGAAACCAACUUUCUGAGAACUCUUAAAGAGAUGGAUGUGGAUAACAUUAGCCAACGGCAGAUAACCACAGUCAAAGGUUUGCUGAAAGAUAUUGACAUGACCCCUGACCAGAUGAAAAGUAUCAGUAAAGCCGGUGCGGGUCUGCUGAAGUUUGUGGAUGCAGUGAUGGGCUACUGUGCUGUAGCAAGAGAGAUCAAACCCAAGAGGGAGAAGGUCGCAAAACUUGAGAGAAUAUUCUUUCAGGCCACACGGGACUUGGAGAAAGUCACCAAGGAAGUGAGUGCUCUAGAAGAAGAGUUACAAGGACUGAACAAGAAAUAUGAGGAAGCAAUGGUCGAGAAACAGGCGCUGGAAGAUGAGACACGGAUCAUGGAAAGGCGGCUGAUUGCUGCUGACAAACUCAUUUCUGGUCUUGGCUCUGAGAAUAUCAGAUGGACAAAAGACCUUGAAAAGCUGAAGAAAAAGAGAGUUCAACUCUUGGGUGACUGCCUUAACAGCGUUGAUGCUGGUUACAACUGCACAGUGUGGACAUCAGAAGGUCUUCCUCCAGAUGAAUUGUCCAUACAGAAUGGCAUCUUGACCACUCGCUGCAGCAGGUUCCCCUUGUGUAUAGACCCUCAACAGCAGGCUGUCAACUGGAUCAAGAAAAAAGAGGAGCCAAACAAUCUCAAGGUUUGCACAUUCAAUGACCCAGACUUCCUGAAGCAGUUGGAACUAGCCAUCAAAUAUGGCUUCCCAUUUUUGUUUCAAGAUGUGGAUGAGUACAUAGAUCCUGUCAUUGAUAAUGUUCUGGAGAAGAAUAUAAAAGGUAAUCAAGGUCGUGAGUUUGUGAUGCUGGGAGACAAGGAAGUGGACAUUGAUCCCAAUUUCAGACUUUACCUAAACACCAAACUGGCAAACCCAAAAUAUGGACCAAACAUUUUUGGGAAAUCCAUGGUCAUCAACUAUACAGUAACACUGAAAGGUCUGGAAGAUCAGCUCCUCAGUGUCAUUGUCAAGUAUGAGAGAAAAGAACUGGAGGAGCAGAGAGAAAGACUUAUACAAGAAACCAGCGUCAACAAGAAAUUGUUGAAGGAUCUGGAAGAUUCCCUGCUGAGAGAGCUGGCCCAGUCCCAGGGCAACAUGCUGGACAAUGUAGAGCUUGUUGACACCCUAGAAGAGACAAAGACUAAAGCAACAGAGGUAACAGAAAAACUGAAACUGGGAGAAAAAACUGCAAUCGACAUUGAGAAACUCCGAGAUGGAUAUCGUCCGGCUGCUAAGCGAGGAGCCAUCCUAUUUUUCGUCCUGGCAGAGAUGUCACAAGUGAAUUCCAUGUACCAAUAUUCACUGGCCUCUUACCUGGAUGUCUUUCAACUUUCUCUGAAAAAGAGCUACCCUGAUUCUGUGCUGCUGAAACGGCUUCGUAACAUCAUGGAUACACUCACCCACAACAUUUAUAACUAUGGCUGUACUGGUAUCUUUGAGAAACAUAAGUUGCUGUUUUCAUUCCAAAUCAAUAUCAAGUUGGAAAUGGACAAGAAAGCAGUUACACAAGAUGAAUUAGAUUUCUUCAUUAAGGGUAAGGUAGCUCUGGAGAAAAGCAAGCGAAAGAAACCCUUCCCAUGGUUCCCUGACGAAGGAUGGGAGGACUGCAAUCGUUUGGCAACAGAUUAUCCUGUCUUUGGAUCGUUACUUGAUGAUGUAGAACACAAUGAGAAAGUAUGGAAGACGUGGUUUGAUCAUGACACCCCAGAAUCACAGCCAUUCCCAUUGAACUAUGAUGAGAAAAUCAGCCAUUUCCAGAGGUUAAUGCUCCUGCGUUGCUUCCGCAUCGAUCGUAUCUACAGAGCUGUCACAGAGUACAUUACAAAGACUAUGGGAGAGAAAUAUGUCACACCGCCCAUUGUGAGUUUUGAGAACAUUUAUGAGCAGAGCACUCCUGCCUCUCCGACAGUGUUCAUUCUCAGCCCAGGGUCUGACCCUGCAAGUGAUCUGAUCAAACUGGCAGACAGAAUUGAGUUCGGGAGCAACAAACUCAAGUUUCUGUCGAUGGGUCAAGGACAAGAAAAGAUUGCCCUUCACCUUCUGGAGACAGCCAUGUCCCGUGGCCAGUGGCUGAUGCUACAGAACUGCCACCUGCUGGUGAAGUGGUUGAGAGACCUUGACAAGCAGUUAGAAAAAAUGGUCAAGCCGCAUCCAGACUUCAGGUUAUGGCUGACCACGGAGCCUACACCAUCAUUUCCUAUCAGCAUCUUGCAGCGGUCACUAAAGGUUGUUACUGAACCCCCCAACGGCCUGAAACUGAACAUGCGCAGCACCUACCACAAGAUUUCUGCAACAGCAUUGUCAGAAUGUCAACACCCUGCAUUUCCUGCCCUUGUUUUCACUCUUGCUUUUUUCCACGCUGUGGUUCAAGAGAGGAGAAAAUAUGGAAAGAUUGGCUGGAAUGUCAGCUAUGAUUUCAGCGAGAGUGACUUUCAUGUGUGCAUGCAGAUCUUGAACACAUACCUCAGCAAGGCUUUGGAGCAAGGAGACAACAAGAUUCCCUGGAACAGUCUGAAGUAUCUUAUAGGAGAUGUGAUGUAUGGAGGUCGAGCGAUCGAUGAUUUUGACCGUCGUAUUCUGAAAACCUAUAUGGAUGAAUACAUGGGAGAUUUCAUUUUUGACACUUUCCAACCAUUCCACUUCUACCAUGAUGAAAAUGUGGAUUAUUAUAUACCUCAAGAUGGUUCCAGGGAUGUUUAUGUUGACUACAUAGAGAGCUUGCCACUGGCCAACACACCGGAGGUGUUUGGCCUGCACCCAAAUGCUGAGAUUGGUUACUACACACAGGCUGCUAGAGACAUGUGGUGCCAUCUGGUGGAGCUGCAGCCUCAGACAGGCGAAUCUUCCUUGGGCAAAAGUCGUGAGGAAUUCAUUGACCAGAUUGCACAAGAUGUUUUAAACAAGCUGCCAGCUGAAUUUGAUAUGGACAAGAUCCGUAAAAAUCUGGGAAUUGAUAUUGGUCCUACCACUGUUGUCUUGCUGCAAGAACUGGAGAGAUUUAACUUACUAACAAUUCGCAUGAGGAGAUCACUUGGUACACUGAAGAGGGCUCUGGCAGGAGAAGUGGGAAUGUCCAGUGAGCUGGAUGAUGUUGCCAGAUCACUUUAUAAUGGUAUGAUCCCUUCCAUCUGGAGACGUUUAGCUCCUGAUACACUGAAGGCCCUCGGCAACUGGAUGCUCCACUUUGAAAGAAGAUACAAGCAGUACAACACAUGGGUUAAUGAAGCAGAGCCCUCAGUGAUGUGGCUGUCUGGUCUUCACAUCCCAGAAUCCUAUCUGACAGCAUUAGUCCAGGCUACAUGUAGAAAGAAUGGCUGGCCCCUGGACAAGUCAACACUGUACACGUCUGUAACACAAUAUAAGCACACAGAAGAUGUCACAGAAAGAACAGCUUCAGGAUGUUUUGUCCAUGGCUUGUAUUUGGAAGGCGCUGGUUGGGAUCUAGAGAAAAUGCAUUUGAUUCCUCAGAAACCGAAACAGUUGAUCCAGGAACUUCCUGUUCUGAAGAUCAUCCCAAUAGAAUCUCACAGGCUCAAGCUGCAGAACACUUUGCGUACACCUGUGUACAUGACCUCCAUGCGUCGCAACGCCAUGGGAAUUGGGCUUGUCUUUGAGGCUGAUCUGGCAACACACGAACAUGUCUCUCACUGGGUGUUGCAAGGAGUGUGUCUCAUCCUCAACGCUGACUAG